CUGGAAAUAAUUAUGUUACAUCGGAAAUGAAGAUCGAUAAAAUUAAUGAACUCAUAGGACCACCCUCUGGUCGGCCGUUAAUUUUUAAUCGAGGAGCCGGUGGUCAGAACCCAUUUGGUCCGACUGAAUUAAGUGGAUAUGAUGGUGCUGUUUUCGAGGUAAUGAAAAAUGGACACGUGGCUACUAUCACUCUGUUCUAA
Messenger RNA from Dentiscutata heterogama, 200 nucleotides. Lineage: Eukaryota; Fungi; Glomeromycota; Glomeromycetes; Diversisporales; Gigasporaceae. The record is from the annotation of a GenBank genome assembly.